This is a messenger RNA of Oryzias melastigma (Indian medaka), 1028 nucleotides long. Its product is annotated as odorant receptor 131-2-like. Gene Ontology annotation, cellular component: membrane. Gene Ontology annotation, molecular function: G protein-coupled receptor activity. The coding region runs from base 1 to 918 and encodes 305 amino acids. Gene Ontology annotation, biological process: G protein-coupled receptor signaling pathway. NCBI's taxonomy places the organism in Eukaryota, Metazoa, Chordata, Actinopteri, Beloniformes, Adrianichthyidae. The record is from RefSeq and is a predicted model, not a curated record. The transcript has a single exon.
AUGGCAUCCAACAGCUCUGUGAUCAGUGUUGGGUUUUCUCCAAAGAAGCUUAACUAUCAGGCAAUCAUUGUUCAGGUGCUGAUAGCUGUUUUUCUCUGCAUCAAUCUUUUUUUAAUCUCAACUUUUUUCAGGAGGGAAGUCUUUUACACGACCAUGCGUUAUAUCCUGUUUGCUUUGACUCUACUGUCUGAUUGUCUGUUCUUAAUAAUGACUGACUCUCUGCUUCUGUUGAGCUCUUUUGGUUUCACCAUACACAUGUGGUUGUGCCUUAUAUUGUACAUUAUUCUGUCUGUGUACUCGUUUGUCACACCUAUCACGCUGACAGCAAUGUCACUGGAGCGCUAUGUGGCCAUCUGCAUGCCCCUGCGACAUGCAGAGCUGUGCACGACGCGUGGUGCUUUGAAGCUCGUCUUCAUCAUUCACAGCAUCAGUGCAAUUCCCUGCACUGUCAACCUCUCCAUCUUCUCUGCUGCCGUGUCUCCAUCCAUCUACUCCCAGAGCAGAGUGUGUUCUGUGGAGAUGUUCCUGCUGUUCAGCUGGCAGGGCCAUCUCAGAUCAGCCAUAAGUCAGUUUUACUUCUUAAUUAUUUUCACAGUAAUUGUCUUCUCCUAUGUUCAGAUAAUGAAAGUGGCUAAAACGGCGUCAGGGGAGAAUAAAAAGUCAACCUGGAAAGGACUCAGAACUGUGAUUCUUCAUGGAUUUCAGCUGCUGCUCGGUGUCAUCCAGCUGUGGUGCGGCUUCAUAGAAGCUGCUGUUCUUAGAGUUAAUCUGAUUGUGUAUAUAAAUGUGAGAUACUUUAACUAUGUCAUGUUUUUUCUCGCUCCAAGAUGCUUGAGUCCUCUCAUCUAUGGCCUUAGAGACGAAUUGUUUUUUCAGGCACUAAAAUCUUAUAUUCGUUGUGGCUUUCAUAAAAAAUGAUUUAAAAAAUGGUUAGUUUUUUUUGUUCCACAUAUAGGUAUUUUCAUUUUAAAAAUAUAUACAAGAGAAACAAGUAAGAAUUGUAUAGUGAUUUUAAAAUUCUUCUGAUC